Molecule: messenger RNA, 760 nt
Organism: Triticum aestivum (bread wheat)
Lineage: Eukaryota; Viridiplantae; Streptophyta; Magnoliopsida; Poales; Poaceae
Product: zinc finger protein AEBP2-like
Exons: 3
Coding region: 100-552 (150 amino acids)
Source: RefSeq, a predicted model, not a curated record
UGCCGCCUUCCUCCCUGCUCCAAGUAAAUAGAUAGAAGGCGUCUACCAUCUGCCGGUUGCUGCAGAACACUAACCGACCGAGGGGAGAUCCGAUCGGCAAUGGCGACGCCGAUGCUGCGAUCUGCCGUUGCUGGCCUCGCGCUCCGGCGAUCGGCAAGCCUGAGGCUUCCUGCUCGCCCCGCGUCGGCCGUUUCCUUCGGCAGCAACACCGCCGCCGGCCGGUUCGAGAAGCGUCAUGUCGACGAGAAGAACGACGAGUCAGAUGCAGCACGGCGACGACGCAACCAAGAAAGACAUGGCAUCUCUCGAGGCCACGCCGGUGAUUCUGGUGAUUCUGCUUGGAUGAUGAUGAUGUUGGACGACGACAGGCCUCCUUCCACCGGACCAGACUCUACUGCGGGCUCCUCCUCCACCUCCCGUGCGUCUGCGGCGGCAGAGUUGGACGUGUCCUCGCCGUCGUCGGGGGGCUUCUGGGGCGGGGAAAGCUCCUCGUCGUGGGGCUCGGGAGGAGGGGACUCAGGCUUCGGAGGAGGGGGCUGCUCGGGAGACUAGCCAGCUGUUGGACACUGGCAAGUUUUACUCCGUUUAUUAAUUCCUAGGACAAGGAGUAUAAACCACGUUCAAUUAUUAUUUACAUGGGAUUUCUUCGCGCAAUAUUUUAUGAAAGAACCGAAUGAUUCCCCUCCUUGUGCUUAGAUUUUAAACGGUCACUUAAAGAAGGGAUCAUUAUGCGUGCAUCGAUUUCUAUGGAAUCCUUGUU